Messenger RNA from Strongylus vulgaris, 737 nucleotides. The record is from the annotation of a GenBank genome assembly. Lineage: Eukaryota; Metazoa; Nematoda; Chromadorea; Rhabditida; Strongylidae.
AUGACGUGCCCACUUGGGUAUUUCUGUCAAUUUAGUCAAAGCAACAAGCAGUUCCAAUGCUGUGGCAUUCCAAGUGACUGCCCUCAUCCAAUGGUAGCCUUCAUUGGAAUUUCUGGCGAACACCAACAUUGCUCUAUGAGUGGAGGUCAAAUGUGUCCCGAAGGAUAUAGCUGCGUCAAAGGAAAAAAAGGAGAAGAGAUAUGCUGCGCUGGUGGCGAAGCAUGCGAGGUGACACAGGUAUCAGUGGACGGCAGAUGCUUACCCCUUCAGCACAUCGGAAAUAGGUGUGAGCAUACCUCUCAGUGCUUGGGAGGAUCCUUCUGCAUUGAAAAUGCCUGUCAAUGUCCUUCGGGAAUGGUAGAAGAAAAACAGAGAUGUGUCAGUGAAAUAAAAAGUUGUGCUUCAAAUCAAGUUUUGUUCGAUGAUGAAUGUUUCCCAGUGGUAUCCUUAGGCAGAGCAUGCGUUCACUCCAUACAGUGUAGAGGUGGUGGAAAAUGUGAAGAGGGAGUAUGCACUUGCCCUUCAAACACUGUUAGAAAGCUCGAACGUUGCGAACAAAAAGAGCGCAUUGUCGUUUCCACGUCUCCCAGUACUUCACUGCGCCCAGCUAUUGAUGGAACAACGGAUCAAAAAGAUGAUAAACAAAAGACAGCUCCUGCCACAGGUAUGGGGACUAAGUACAGUACAGAGGCUUCCAUCAAUUCUAAUUUACUUCUAUUACCAGCACAAGUAUAAUU